Molecule: messenger RNA, 444 nt
Organism: Cetraspora pellucida
Lineage: Eukaryota; Fungi; Glomeromycota; Glomeromycetes; Diversisporales; Gigasporaceae
Source: the annotation of a GenBank genome assembly
AUGUUUGAUGAUUCUUUAAUACGUUCCUGGACCAUGAUUCGUAAAGUGACAAAAUAUGGGUUCAUAACUUCAAACGAAUUAAGAGUAAAAGGGCCAGUAAUCUUAAUCAAUGGCACAUUAUUUUUGUGGAAUGUACCUCAAGGUAGUUUUGGACAAGAAAUAACUAGGAUAGAUAAUGUGUUUAAUGGAUGGAAUAAAGAUUUUCUGAAAAUUUUUGAAAUUAUCACACCAAAACCUGAACUUUUGAUUUUUGGAACAGGAAAAAUGUCUGUUCCGAUUCCCCUAGAAAUACGAGAUUACAUCCAUAAAUUAGGAUUACAAAUAGAAUACUCAGAUACGGACAACGCGGUGUCAACAUUCAAUGUUUUGGCCGAGGAAGGUCGAAAUGUCGCCGCUGCAUUCUUACCAAUUAAUUCUAUACAUUAUAAACCCCGAGAAAUUUAA